This is a messenger RNA of Trichobilharzia regenti, 264 nucleotides long. The record is from the annotation of a GenBank genome assembly. NCBI's taxonomy places the organism in Eukaryota, Metazoa, Platyhelminthes, Trematoda, Strigeidida, Schistosomatidae.
AUGUUUGGGCGUGGUUCAUUGGUGAAGAUAGGAAAUGCCACGUCUGCUCUUAUUAAUGGGCCUUGGAAUUUAGAUGUAUUGGAUAAUAACCAGUCAAAUAUUAGCGUCCCACUUGAAUGUUCAUCUCAUGCCGAAUAUAUACCAACAAAUACUGUUAAUAUGUUGUCUCUGGUGAAUGAAAGAGAGGCUAAUAUUAGUAUAUUGCUAUCAGAUAAUGAUCCAGUAUCCCAGAAUUUAUUAAACUGCCAAAGUAUAUGGAAAUAA